This is a messenger RNA of Ipomoea nil (Japanese morning glory), 1075 nucleotides long. Its product is annotated as protein N-lysine methyltransferase METTL21A-like. Lineage: Eukaryota; Viridiplantae; Streptophyta; Magnoliopsida; Solanales; Convolvulaceae. The record is from RefSeq and is a predicted model, not a curated record. The coding region runs from base 199 to 978 and encodes 259 amino acids. The transcript has a single exon.
UAACCCUUCUAAUUUCAAGAAUCAAUUGAGUUUCUUUACUGAAUAGUAAAUUCCCCUAGGGAGGGGUAGGAUAGCAAUUUUGCUUUUUUAAAAGGAAAAUGAAAGCCCCAUGGCCCCACCGAUGUUUACUUGUUGAGGGUUCGGGUUUAAGACGAGCGCCGCAAUCGUAGCGUCAAAUCGACCGCCGACGGAGCGACCAUGACUGACCAGAGUAACAACCCCAUUGACGCCGAAGAUUCCGACGAGGUCAACCCCUUCACAAUGCUCCUUCCAGGAGAAGAAGUCAACAACGAAUCAGCUCCUCUUCAACAUCAACGCUACAAUCUGCAAUCAAUCGACUCCGCCAUAUCCAUCAGGCAGCUCCCUUCUCAAGGCCUUUCCUUCCAGCUCUGGCCCGCCGCCGCCACUCUCGUUAACCUCCUCGACGGCCGCUAUGACCUUCACCCUAGCCUCUCCGCCUUGCUUGCGGCUGGAAAGCCCCUCCGUGUACUAGAGCUCGGUUCCGGCACUGGCGUGGUGGGAAUAGCCGCGGCGGCGACGCUCGGAGCUAGCGUCACCGUCACGGACCUCCCUCACGUCCUCGCCAACAUUCAAUUCAACAUUGACCUAAACUCCGGAGUCCUGGAAAACCACGGCGGCGCCGUUGACGUGGCGGCGCUUUCCUGGGGGGAAAUGGAGGAUAUGGAAGCUAUUGGGAGAGAGUAUGAUCUGCUGCUGGGAUCUGAUGUAGUGUAUUACGAUCAUCUCUAUGAUCCUCUGCUCAAAACUCUGAGAUUCUUCCUGUUAGAAGGCGAAAGGAAGACGGCGUUCGUUAUGGCUCAUCUGAAGAGAUGGAAGAAGGAAUCGGCGUUCUUCAAGAAGGCUAAAAAGGUGUUUGAUGUUGAGAUCAUACAUAGCGAUCCUCCAUUGGAUGGAUCUCGUAUUGGCGUCGCCGUUUACCUGUUCGUCGCAAAGUCCAUUGACAAACGAUCAUCGUAGCUAAGAGCAACCAAUAGGGGAUCUUUGAUGCAUUUGGUACAGUAAAAAACUAAUGUGUUUGUUUUCACCUAAUAUGAAGGUUGAUUUUUUGGUUGAA